Archocentrus centrarchus (flier cichlid) is the source of this 1452-nucleotide messenger RNA. RefSeq names its product Fc receptor-like protein 5. Bases 1 to 816 code for a protein of 271 amino acids. Gene Ontology annotation, cellular component: external side of plasma membrane. The record is from RefSeq and is a predicted model, not a curated record. Gene Ontology annotation, molecular function: transmembrane signaling receptor activity. Lineage: Eukaryota; Metazoa; Chordata; Actinopteri; Cichliformes; Cichlidae. The transcript is spliced from 6 exons. Gene Ontology annotation, biological process: immune response; cell surface receptor signaling pathway.
AUGGAUGUUCUGAUCUCACUGCUGAUCUGCACCACAAACCAAGCUCAUCUGACUGUGAGUCCCAGCAGCUCUCAGUUCUUUAAAGGAGACUUUGUGUCUCUGAGCUGUGAGGAGGACGACAGCUCUGCUGGAUGGACUCUGAGGAGAAACACAAGGACACAACAGAGGACUCAGUGUGGAGACUCUGGGUUUGGAAAACCAGCUGGUUCUUCCUGUACCAUCAGCUACAUUGACCCAUUGGACAGUGGAGUUUACUGGUGUGAGUCCAGAGAGGGUGCCAUCAGUAACAUGGUUAACCUCACAGUCUCUGGUGGAUCAGUGAUCCUGCAGAGUCCUGUCCUCCCUGUGAUGGAGGGAGAUGACGUCACUCUGCUCUGUCAAACAAAGACCACUCCCUCCAACCUCCCAGCUGCUUUCUAUAAAGAUGGCUCCCUCAUCAGGAAACAGCCUACAGGUCACAUGACCAUCCAGCAUGUUUCCAGGUCUGAUGAAGGCCUCUACAAGUGUGACAUCAGCGGUCAUGAAGAGUCUCCAUCCAGCUGGAUCACUGUCACAGGCAAACCUACAACCACAGCACCACCUGGCACCACCUCAUCUUUGCCUCCUGAUUCCUCCGUCCUCCACCUUGUGAUCAGACUGCUCAUCCAUCUGGUGGUGUUCUGUCCGUAUUUCAUCUCCACUCUCCUGAUGGUGUCUUUAUAUCGACACAGAGCCUCAGGAAAUGACCUUUGUGCCUCAAUCCCACCCACUCAGCCUGAGCAGGGAUGGGAUAUGGAUGAGGAGUAUGAUGAUGUCACCACAGAGCAUCACUUCUGAAUCAGAGCUCUAUUGUGUCUCUGUGGGUCUCGCUAACUUUGUCCUCUCCACCUCUGUUGAACAAAUAGACUCUGAUCUUCAAAUCUGAAUAUUUUUUUGUACAUAAACAGCAAAUAUUCCUGCUCAGAGGAGGAUUUACUGCAGCUCUGUAACUAAUUUACUGUACAAACCAUUCAGUUUAUUUCCAAAUGAAUUCUGCAGCUGUUUUUCAAUCAGAUAUUUGGGAAAACCUAAUGUGUGCUACGUUCUGUUUUAUUGUUGGUGUUUCCUCUGUGCAUCUCCUUCCUGACCAGCUGAUUGGACAAAGUUUUCAUGGUUCUUUGUCUCUGACCCAGCAUUUUGAGUUUGAUACUUUACUUCUGUUCAUUAUUAUAUUUUCUCUUUAGUUCUUUAUUCUUGUUAUGUUUAGUUUGACAUUCUAGCUUAUAUCUCCUGCUUUUUUUCCCCCUUUUCCCUGAUUAGCUUCAGCUGUUCACCCUGGUGUUUCCCAUUUCUCUGAUUACCUCUGUGUAUAUUUAAACCUUUAGAUUGUCUGGUUUAAGAUUUAUGGACUUGGUUUUUUGGUGCCUGCUGGUACCUGCUACCUGCCUCACCUUAAUAAAGGCUUGUUUGUCGUUCAUUAAUUUUAGUAAAUAA